This is a messenger RNA of Malaclemys terrapin pileata, 4848 nucleotides long. Its product is annotated as zinc finger protein 665-like. The transcript is spliced from 5 exons. Gene Ontology annotation, biological process: regulation of transcription by RNA polymerase II. Bases 293 to 2737 code for a protein of 814 amino acids. Gene Ontology annotation, cellular component: nucleus. The record is from RefSeq and is a predicted model, not a curated record. Gene Ontology annotation, molecular function: DNA-binding transcription factor activity, RNA polymerase II-specific; RNA polymerase II cis-regulatory region sequence-specific DNA binding. NCBI's taxonomy places the organism in Eukaryota, Metazoa, Chordata, Testudines, Emydidae.
GCCGCUGCGGGGACUCUGGCUCCUGGCGAGAUCCCCGAGCCCCGGCGGCUGGUGCUGGGAGCCCGGAGCCCGGGCUGCAGCCGGGAGAGGGGAAUCUCCAGCAGGGCCCUUCCCGCUGCUCCCCAGGAGCCUCUCCCAGGGCAGAGCCCCCAGCCCGGCCAGGCCCCUUCCCGGCCCGGACCCUGCCCCAGGGGGCCCCGCUCGGAGGGAAGCAUGGCAGAGUCAUAGAAUCAUCUGUCUGCAGGGAGAGAGCCUGGGGGGAAUCGAGGCGUGACAUGGACUCCAGCCCCUUAUGAAACCUCCCCAAUCUUCCUGCUCCACUGACAGGCUGAGAAAUCGCUUCCACGUUUUGCUCCAGAUCGUCCCGUCUUCCAGGAGACAGGGCAGGGAAAUGGCUGUGCUGGAGCCAGCUCAGAUGCCGGUGACCUUCGAGGAUGUGGCUGUGUAUUUCACCCAGGGGCAGGGGGCUCUGCUGGACCCUGCUCAGAGAGCCCUCUACAGGAAUGUCAUGUGGGAGAUCUAUGAAACGGUGACCUCGUUGGGAUUCCCCAUUCCCAAACCUGACCUGAUCACUCAGCUAGAACAAGGGAAAGAGCCAUGGGUGCCCGAUCUUCAGGCCUGUGAGAAAAGAGAGAUCCCGAGAGGCGCCCAAACAGCAGGUUACGAGACAGUGAGUGAAAAAAAGGAUGGGAAUCAACAGCAGGAAGUUUCUGGGCACAGGGAACCACAGGGGACCUUUGUGGGAAGAGCUGAAGGGAAUUUUUCCCAGUGCUCGGAACAGGGAGAAGCCUGGGAAAAUUGGCAGAGGUCAAAGAGUCUGCUGGGAAAACCCUUAAGGGAGCAAAUGGAUGAAUUUGUUAUAUAUGGGGAAGGACACAGGAAUCCCACAGGCCGGCAGACAACCCCCAAGGAAGAGAAAUGCUAUGAAUAUCUUGGUUCUGUUAUGCUUCAGGCAAUAAAUACUGGAGAGAAAACACUUCGAUGGUUGGACUGUGGGGAACACUUCAAUAAGUGCUCAGAUCUUGCUAACCAUGGGAGAAGCCAUGAGGGAGAGAGACCCUCUCAGUACCUUGAGGGCAGGAAUUGUUUGAAUUGGAAGUCAGCGCUGAUUACACAUCAGGAAAUCCACACAAGGGACAGACCACAUAAGUGCUUAGACUGUGGAAAAAGUUUCACAUGGAGAUCAGCCCUUGUUAGACAUCAGGCAAUCCACAUCGGAGAGAGACCCCAUAAGUGCUUGGACUGUGGGAAAAGUUUCAUACAGAGGUCAAACCUUGUUAAUCAUCAGGCAAUCCACACCGGAGAGAGACCCCAUAAGUGCUUAGACUGUGGGAAAAGUUUCAUACAGAGGUCAGCCCUUUUUAAACAUCAGGCAAUUCACACUGGAGAGAGACCCCAUAAGUGCUUGGACUGUGGGAAAAGUUUCAUACAAAGGUCAGGCCUUGUUAGACAUCAGGCAAUCCACCCCAGAGAGAGACCCCAUAAGUCCUUGGAUGGUGGGGAAACUUUCAUACGGAGGUCAGCCUUUGUUAAACAUCAGUCCAUCAACACUGGAGAGAGACCCCAUAAGUGCUUGGACUGUGGGAAAAGUUUCAAACGGAGGUCAGUCCUUGUUAGACAUCUGGCAAUCCACACCGGAGAGGGACCCCAUAAGUGCUUGGACUGUGGGAAAAGUUUCAUACGGAGGUCAAACCUUGUUAAUCAUCAGGCAAUCCACCCCAGAGAGAGACCCCAUAAGUGCUUGGACUGUGGGAAAAAUUUCAAACGGAGGUCUGCCCUUGUUAGACAUCUGGCAAUCCACACCGAAGAGGGACCCCAUAAAUGCUUGGACUGUGGGAAAAGUUUCAUACGGAGGUCAAACCUUGUUAAUCAUCAGGCAAUCCACACAGGAGAGAGACCCCACAAGUGCUUGGACUGUGGGAAAAGUUUCAUACAGAAGUCAGGCCUUCUAAUACAUCAGGCAGUCCACACCGGAGAGAGACCGCACAAGUGCUUAGACUGUGAGAAAAGUUUCUUAUAUAGGUCAGCCCUUGUUAAUCAUCAGAGAAUCCACACAAGAGAGAGACCCCACAAGUGCUUGGACUGUGGGAAAAGUUUCAUACAGAGGUCAGCCCUUGCUAAUCAUCAGGCAAUUCACACAGGAGAGAGACCCCAUAAGUGCUUGGACUGUGGGAAAAGUUUCAUACAGAGGUCAGCCCUUGCUAAUCAUCAGGCAAUCCACACAGGAGAGACACCCCAUAAAUGCUUGGACUGUGGGAAAAGUUUCAUAUUGAGGUCAUCCCUUGUGAAACAUCAAACAGUCCACACCGGAGAGAGACCACACAAGUGCUUAGACUGUGGAAAAAAAUUCCUAUAUAGGUCAGCCCUUGUUAAUCAUCAGGCAAUUCACACAGGAGAGAGACCCCAUAAGUGCUUGGACUGUGGGAAAAGUUUUAUACAGAGGUCAGACCUUGUUAAACAUCAGACAAUCCACACAGGAGAGACACCCCAUAAGUGCUUGGACUGUGGGAAAAGUUUCAGACAAAGGCCAAACCUUCUUAAUCAUCAGGCAAUCCACACAGGAGAGAACCCCCAUAAGUGCUUGGACUGUGGGAAAAGUUUCAUAUGGAAGUCAGCCCUGGUUACACAUCAGAGAAUUCACACAGGAGAGAGACCCCAUAAGUGCUUGGACUGUGGGAAAAGUUUCAUACAGAGGUCACACCUUCAUAAACAUCAGGCAAUCCACACGGGAGAGUGACCCCACAAGUGCUUGGACUGUGGGAAAAGUUUCAUAUGGAGGUCAGUCCUUGUUAAACCUCAAGCAAUCCAUAGAAGAGGGAGACCAUAAGACUCUGGGAAAGGUUUCAGAAACAGAUCAGCCCUUCUAAACAUCAGGCAAUCCAUGCACAAGAGAGACCCCCCCGUAAGUGCAUAAACUAUGGAAAAAUGUUUCAAAUAGAUAUCAUCCCUUGUUUUACAUCAGAGAAUCCACACAGAGAAGUGACCCCAUAACUGUUUAGCCUGUGAAAGAUGUUUUAAAUGGAGGUCAAAAUUUAUUCCAAAUCAGGCAAUACACACAGGAGAGUGACCCCAUAACUGGUUGGACCAUGUGAAAAGUUUCACAGAAAGAUCAAAUCUUAUAACACUCAGAGGAUCCACACAGGUGAGAGAUCCCAUCAGAGCUCAGACUGGAAAAAGUCUCCUACAUAGAUCAUACUUUUUUAAAAAUCAGCUAAUCCACACGGGAGAGAUCUCAUAAGUGCUUAGGCUGUGGGGAAAGUUUUAUAUGGAGCUCAGGCCAUGUUUUACAUCAGAGAAUCCACACAGGAGACACCAUAAAUGCUCAGACUAUGGAGAAUGUUUCAUACCAUGGUCAAGUGCUUGGACCGUGGGAAAGUGUUUUAGAAACACUUCAGACCUACAGAACAUAAGCCAAUCCACACAGGAGAGAGAUCCCAUAACUGUUUAGACUGCAGAAAAAGUUUCAUAUGGAGGUCAGACCUUGCUAAAAAUCAGGCAGUCCACACCGAAGAGAGACCCCAUAAGUGCUUAGACUGUAGGAAACAUAGCAGAAACUGAUCAGUCUUUGUUUUACAUCAGGGAAUCCACAAGACGCCGUAAGUGCUUGGACUGUGGCAAAAGUUGUACACAGAGAUCACACCUCAUUAAACAUUGGAGAAUUCAGACACGAUCUAAACUUCUGUGACACGUGGCCCGAAAGAGUUAAGAACCUUGCAGGCUAAUUGAUCAGCUUCAACUUUUAGAAACUGGUUACACAUCAGAGAAUUCACACAGGAGAGAGACCCCAUAAGUGCUUGGACUGUGGGAAAAGUUUGUAAAUGGUAUCUGGGGCCAUUCCAAGAAAUAGAGAUUAGAACUUUGAAAUGUAAACUGGGUGUUUUUAAAAAAAUUGGAAGAAGUUGAUUAAUUGCAGUUAACUCACGUGAUUAAAUCAAAAAAAUUCAUUGUGGUUAGAAAAAUUAAUCUCGAUGAAUCACAUUGUUAAACAGUAGAAUACAAAUAGAAAUUUGUUAAAUGUUUUUGGAUGUUUUUCUAUGUUUUCUUAUAUAUUGAUUUCCAUAACAACAAAGAGAAAGUGUACAGUGCUCACUUUAUAUUAUUUUUUAUUAUAAAUACUUGUACUGUAAACAUGCAAAACAGAAGUAGUAUUUUUCAGUUCAUCUCAUAAAGGUACUAUAGUGCAAUCUCUUUAUCAGGAAAGUUUAACUUAGAAACAUCAAUUAUUUUAAUGAUAUAAGUGCAUUCAAAAAUAAAGCAAUUAAAAACUGUAUAGCCUAGAAGUCAACUCAGUGCUACUUCUUUUUCUGCCACUCGCUAGGACAAACAAGUUUGUUUACAUUUACGAGAGAGAAUGCUGCUUUGUUUCUAAUUUAUGAUGUCACCUGAAAGUGUGAGAAGGUGUUCGCACGGCACAUUUGUAGCUGGCAAUUCAAGGUAUUUAUGUGCAAGAUAUGCUAAACAUGCAUAUGUCCCUUCAUGCUUCAGCCAACAUUCCAGUGGACAUGCUUCCAUGCUGACGAUGCUCAUUUUUAAAAAAAAUGCAUUAAUUCAAUUUGUGACUGAACUCCUUGAAGGAGAAUUGUAUGUCCCCUGUUCUGUUUUACAAAGCUUCGGCUGGUGGCAUCUGACUCAGUUGAUGAAAAUGAGGAUGUGUCUGUCUGGUCUGCUUUGGAUCGUUAUCGAUUAGAACCCAUCAUUAGCAUGGAUGCAUGUCCUCUGGAAUGGUGGUUGAAGCAGGAAGAGACCUAUGACUUUUUAGAGCAUCUGGCACAUAAAUAUCUUGUGAUGCCGGCUGCAGUAGUGCAAGGAGAAUGCCUGUUCUCACUUUCAGGUGACAUUGUAAACAAG